CGCAAACGCGCGUCAAGGGUGGAAGACCUGUUUUUCCUGCCUUGGGGAUCGGUGUCUUCGACUCCCGGAGGCGGGUGACAGCAGGCGAACCAGCAGGCAGGGUUGUAGGUUUGGCUGGUUGGAGUGGGUUGCGUCACCAACCUGCAAGGCUGCUUGGGGGCGGUGCUGCUCUUUGCUCAGUGUCAAUCGCAUAGACUGCAACAGCACGGCGAGGAAGUUGAAUAGAGGGUGUGUGUGUAUUAUACCUGGCUUUCCACCCCGCUUACAUCGCUUGCAUUCUUUCACACAUUAAUAGGGUUGGAUCCCGUUCAUUUACGGAAACGAAAAGGGAUUUGCUACUACAAAUUUCAUGAUCAUUUCGGCGUCGGUGGAUUUUCUGUGGGAAUCUGUCUGGAUUAUAGGAUGCUAAGAGUUUUGUAAGCAAAGCCCCUCAAGAUGAGUGUGACGUCAUGGUUCCUGGUCAGCAGCUCUGGCACCCGGCACCGCCUCCCCCGGGAGAUGAUCUUCGUGGGCCGGGAGGACUGUGAACUCAUGCUGCAGUCCCGCAGUGUCGACAAGCAGCAUGCGGUAAUCAACUACGACUUGGCCACAGACGAGCAUCUUGUGAAGGACCUGGGAAGCCUGAAUGGGACCUUUGUGAAUGAUUUAAGAAUUCCAGACCAGACCUACAUGACCCUAAAACUGAACGAUGUGAUAAGGUUUGGAUAUGAUACACAUGUUUAUGUGCUGGAAAGGAGUCAACACAGAGUUCCUGAAGAGGCAUUAAAGCAUGAGAAGUACACAAGCCAGCUUCAAAUGAACAUCAAGGUGUCGGAUGGGAAGAAAGUAGAGCAGACUGAUGAAACGGAGAGCGGGGCGGAGUCCCCCAGGGCUAAACUGGAGAAGGGGGACCCCAAAGGACUGCCAGAGACUAGCACAUCCCGCCCCACGCCUCUCUACGGCCAGCCAUCGUGGUGGGGAGAAGACGACGCCGGAAACAAAGUGCCGCCCGCAGAUGGGACACGACCAGAGGAAAUACAGUCCGAGGGCCCGAAAGAGACGGCCAGACUUGACCCAGAAGUCAACGGGACCAUUGCAGAUUACAGGGACUCCCAGGGUAAAUCUAUCUACUCCUACCGCCGGGAGCCCAGCUACUUCGAAAUCCCCACCAAGGAGUUCCAGCAGCACCACAAGUCCCCAGAGGCCGAGGUGCACGAGAUCCCCACCAAAGACACAGACGCUGCCCCCUCCCCUGUCCCAGCCACUACGCCCCCCGUGGUCCAGAGCCAUGCCUCGUUCACCAUCGAGUUCGACAAUUGCACCCCUGGCAAGAUAAAGAUCAGGGACCACAUCACCAAGUUCUCCUUGCGCCAGCGGCAGUUUGGCAAGGACCUGGCGGCAGCCCCCACCGAGGUGAUGUCAGUGGAGAGCAAGGUGGCCGACUGGCUGGUCCACAGCGACCCCAGCUUGAUGAGGAGGAAGCCCCCCUGCGACGAUGUGUACAGCACUAAGAGCGACCUGCCCGUUUACAUCAAGACGCUUCAAGUCAACAGACAUGAAGACGGGACCCAGAGCGACUCGGAGGACCCCAUCCUGUCAGAGAAGCCCAACAAGCAGACCACUCCCGAGGAGGAGCCGCUUCAUUCGCCCCCUGAGUCUCACUCCUCUCUCCAGAGCCAAACCAAACUGGAAACCCAGGAGUCGCUCAACCAGCAGGCCUUCGUCAUAGAGUUCUUUGAUGACAAUCCCCGCAAGAAGAGGUCGCAGUCCUUCACCCACAAUUCCGUGAACGGUGAUUCCUACUCCGCCCUCAAAGCCAAGCUGGAAAAACGCAAAGUGGCCGUAGCCACGACACAACACACAAGCGGGCCGGUGAAGAGCGCAGCAGGCCCCCAGAGGUCCAGCUCACUCAAACGAGAGAAGACAGAAGACCGUCUCAGCUCAGGCUCCUCCUUGUUCUCCUCCCGCACACCAGUGACCGUGAAGCCCUUUGGCAGCGUGGGGAAGAAAUCCAAGCUGGCCCAGGACUUUGCGGCCGAGUUCUUGAAAGCUCAAAGUGCCACUGCUCUAGCCGUCGCUACCCCCGCCCCUGAAAAACCAAUCCCUCAGCCUGUAUCUGCUCCCCCGGUGAUGGAGUCUGCUCCUCCCCAACUUCCAACUCCCCCCACCUCUCAGCCUGUCACCCCAUUUUUGACGAUUGGAUCCCUGGCUGCCCCUCUUGCGUUUCCCCUUGCAGUCCGGUCCCUGGACAUGAAACCAGGAAAACUAGGUCGGAACGAGGAGGACGACAGCCUGAGUGACGCAGGGACCUACACCAUCGAGACGGAAUCACAGGACAAAGAGGUGGAGGAAGCUCGGAACAUGAUCGACCAGGUCUUUGGUGUUCUCGAGUCCCCUGAAUACACUGGAGUAUAUAGGCCCGUAAUUAAUGAUGACAAGGAAGAACAUAAUAGCUGUCGGCAUAGCAAAAGUAACACUGUGGAUCAAAAGGAAACUCCAUUGCAGGGCUAUAACCGAGCAUUCAUUAGUGGCCCACAGAUUGAAGGAAGCGGACAGGCUCGACACGUAGGGCCGGUUCCUCCAGGAGGGCCGAAGUGGGUAUCCAGGUGGGCCAGUCUGGCAGACAGCUGCGGAAACUCUGGACCCGCCAGCGGCUUGCAUGAUCUGCAGCAGCACGGGGAUGUUACAGACCGAGAUAGGAGAAUCGGUCACCUGCCCUUGAUGAGUAGGAGUGCAGAACAUACAGAAUCAGACAGUACCCAGUCUGCAAGAACAAGAAGACUCCUUCCUCAAGUUCCACCGGCAGAAAAGUCUGAAAGCCCCACACCCAGUAUUGUAAUCCGGCCGGACCCUUAUCCCAACUACGAGGUUCCUGAAAGAGGGAGUGGAACACCGCGGCAGCAGGAAUCAGCCCAGAGGCUGUGCGUUCAGGAUGACCUGGAUCCUGACAGCCUGAGCGAUGCAAGCAAGUCAGAUGAUGGUUCUGCAGUGCAGAAGAAUAAGAAACACAGAACUGGGAGGGGUGUUGACAAAACUAAACCAGAAAAGCUGUGGACUGAUAACACCAAUGUUCAGAGACUAGAAGAAAAACCUGCGGUGACAGGAACGAGAGCCACCUCUUUCUACAUCGGGUCUGAAGAGACGCCUUCAAAGCAGACCUCUGGGCAUGGCCACACUGUAUCUCGAGCCGAGAGGGAGCCUGAAGUCUCAUCCAAGCCUGCCACUUCAACCGUUUUUGGGAAACAUUUGGCGAAAAUGGAUGCCAAAGAAACAGGGAAACAGUCUGUCUUGGUCCAAAAGAUCCAUUUGCAAGAGAAAGAGGCUGUGCCUACAAAAGAAUCUUCUACUUCUUUUGUCAGACAGGAAAGCUUCACCAAAGACAGACCUAGCGAUGAUGUUCCAAUAAACAAGCUCCCGCACAUUUCUAGCCAUCCAGCUCUGAAAGAUCUUGAUGUUAGGAACGCCUAUGGUACAGAUUGCAGCCAGGACACGCAACUGUUUCUCAAGGAUACUGAAAAUGCACUGGCGGCUUUGGAGGCCAAGUUCCAUUCUCAUGGACACCACCGAAGCCAGAAAUCUGAAACAUCCAUAACCCAGAUGGAAGACUCUUUGUCUGGUGAAUCUGAUGUUGACACAGCCAGUACGGUCAGCCAUGUCAGCAGCAAAAAAACUGUCGGCGCCGUGCCACAAAAGAGGUAUAUCAACAGUCUCCAAAAAGAGAAGUCCUCUUCAACGCCUUCCAUCCAGGAUCAGUAUGGCCAAACCAGCGCUCGCGAGAGGCUUUCUGAAAAGCGCAGGACGCAAGUGUCGGAGGGAGGGAGCAAAGCAGACUCGACCAAGCGGUUCCAGCUGAGGCGUAGCACUGGGAACCGGGGCUCCUUGGACUUUACGGAAGACGUCCGGAGCACCAGCCUCCAGUACUGGCCAGAUUCCUUCUCUUCAGACCAUGAAUCAAGUUCCCGUCCAACAAUGCGGAAGAAGCUCAUCGCCCAGCCCCAGAAGGAAGACCCUAGCAAAGUCCCCAAGUCCGUGGUCUACCAGGCCCUCACGCGUUCAAACAGCUUGUCAGCACCUAGGCCUACCAGGGCAUCCAUGCUGCGCAGGGCCCGUCUGGGAGAGGCUUCUGAUAACGAGGGUACCGAGACCGACCGUGUGUCUCUGAACUCGGAUGCCUCUGGUCCUUCCAAACCUCAGGCGGACAGCAAGAAGCUCUCUCGGCUGGACCUCUUGGCCAUGCCACGGAAGCGAACAGGCUCAUUCACAACGCCCAGUGAUACAGAGACCUCCACGCCCAGGUCUGGCUUCUCUACUCGUAGUAUGGAAUUCAGCAACUCAGUUCGCAAGUCAGUUGCAGCAGAGGCCAAGCCCACAGCCAAGAGGACUCCAGGGGCAGGGGUAAAGCAACCUGUCUCCAGGGGCCGGUCAAGCAGUGCCAGGUAUUCCAGUGCUACAUCCAGCUCCAGACGACGCCAGAAGGGCUCCGAUUAUAUCUCUACGUCAGACGAGGAGUAUGAGUCCAAUCAUACUUCCCCUAAACACAAACGCUCCCAUGCUUCAACAGCCACACAGACCUCCAGAGCCCAGGCUGCUGGGAGACGCAAAGUGCAGGCCAGAGAGACUGAAGAGGAGGAGGAGGAUGAAGAGACUGACCCCUAUCAGCACUGGUCAUCGCACAGCGCAGAGAUUGCGAAGCUGAGUCAGGACCUGGCUAAAGACCUGGCGAUCCUGGCCCGGGAGAUCCACGACGUGGCUGGAGACGGAGACUCCCAGAGCUCUUCCGGCACUGGGCCCAGUACCUCCCUCAGCUCUGUACCCAACACCCCCGCAUCAACCAUGUCAGCCAGGGAAGAGACAGCAUUGCCAUCAUCACAAGCCACCCGUUCAUCACAGCUGGUCCAGCACAUUCCCGAAGCCAGCUUAAACUUUCAGAAAGUCCCACCAGGUUCAACAGGGCUCAAGAAGGAACUCGACCAAAACAUGAACGACCAGGACUUGAAACGUCGCUCUUGGAGUAGAGAAGAGGUCAUUUUGGACAACCUGAUGCUAAACCCUGUGUCGCAGCUCUCCCAAGCCAUUCGAGAAAACACAGAGCAACUGGCGGAGAAGAUGAAGAUUCUGUUUCAGAACAGAACAGGAAACUGGGAGGAUAUUGAAGCAAAAAUGUAUUCUGAAAAUGAAGUGCCGAUUUUGAAGACGUCAAACAAGGAGAUCACGUCGAUUCUGAAGGAGCUGAGAAGAGUUCAAAAGCAGCUAGAAGUAAUCAACACUAUCAUCGACCCCAGCGGAAACCCUGACCUGGGAUCCAGAGUCUUCUCGAUUGGGGCUCCCCCAGCCAGCACGAGAGGCAGGACUGGCCACAGUGGGAGUUCUCCUCGGGACUCCAGGUCUCCUGCACAGCGAGGGAGCUACCCGUCCUCGAAUGCCAACACCAGGGGAAAGAGGGAAGCAUGCGCUGAAGAGGAGAGCUACAUAGUCUGAAUGUGUGUGUGUCUGCACAGUUGCUUCUCCCGUGAUUGGUGUGUGACGUCUGUGUUGUGUAUGAAUGGCUGUGGAUCAAAACUUGAUAGAGUAUCGCUGUAAAUUGCUGACACAUUGCACAAAAAAAUAGCUUGCUUUUAUGAGUGGAUUGUAAAACAAUGUAUGGCUUUUUGAUUUUGUUUUAAAAAGGCAAAUUAUCACUGUGGGGCAGCACAUAGUCAGCAUAGAGGCCAGUUUGGAGAGCGGCAGCUUGUCAAAUCCUGUGGAAGAUAGGUAUUGUAGUGCCAUAUCAAUGUUAUUUAUUCAUUCUUUAUUAAGGAACAAGAAAUUAAAAAAAUGGAAAGCACGCAACCCAAAGUGACCCGCUACGUUACUGUGUUGUGCGACCAUCUCUUACUGUUUACCAUAACCAGAAUGACCAAGUUUUGCUCCUUUACAAAAAAAAAAUGUCUUCUUAUUAGUAGUCAAUUUCCCUGUUGCCAUUAUAGAAGUUUAGCCAAAACAAUAUAGAUUUUGGGAGGCCAGUUUUGUAUAAACUAUAAGAAAUAUCAGAUUAAGCAUAUUUACAGUAUACUGAAGUGACCCCCUAUCCAUCCUGUCUCAUAAUAAUUGACAGUUUUUUGUUUUAAAUGUAUCUGUCUUACAAAAAUAGUUGGACCCCAAAAUGGUAUCCAUUUUCUACAAAUGAUAAAUAACUGGGGUUGGAAAAUGUAACCCCAUGGUAUCCAUGACUACUGCAGAUAAUCGUCCAAAAAUAGACAGAAGACAUUUCUUUUUAAAUUAUUGCCAAGUUAUUUUUGUUUUAUACAUUUUGCAAAAACAAACUCUUAAUGGCAGCAAAUCUCUUCUGCGUGCCACAACUGCUGCUCUCAACCUGAAGCAGUGCCACAGACAGAUUCCUGUUUAAUGAACAUCUUCAACUGUCUGUUAGCAUGUAGCACAGUGCCAUCUGCUGUAUGGAACUUGAAUCUGUUAAUGAAUGGGGUUUUUUAAAUUGUUGCUAAUGGGCGGCUUUAUCUUGUAUCAAUUACAGCAGUGGUUUUCUGUUAUCUUAAUCCACUUGGUGGCUUGCUUAAAUCACAAGCAGUCUGUCUCUUCUAUAAAAAUACAUUGAACAUAGUGGUAUAAUUUUAUUUAGCACACAGCCUCAUAAAAUAGAAACCGCAAAAAAUAAGGAAACACUGUUACCGACAGCCACCACUUUCAAAUAGUCCCGAAUUGAUUCCUCUUUCGUUAUCUUUGAGUCUCUGAGGGUUGACACAAAUGUAUUUGACAAAAUUUGGUUAAUCGCACAUCCAACAUAGACAUACUGGUUAGCUUUGAAAAAACGUGGUUAAUAAAUAAAAAAUAUACUACUUGCAAAGACAGCACUGUUCAAUUUUCUUCAUGUCUUAAACAGGGCAUAUGAAGUCAUCUGAUAUGGAACACUUUUCUGGAAUCGUUGUGGCUUGGGGAGGGAAGGAGUUGAACAGUGACAGAAAUGUUUAAAACGUCCGGUAUAGAAAGUUAAUAAGUGGCGCAACUUACGCACCAAUAAAUCUCUGAAACCAGUUGAUGUGGUUUAGAAAUCUGUUUGGUUUGUGAAGUGUGGGUGAUUGAGGUUGGGGUGCCAUAGAGACAGACAUGUACACUUUGUGCCACAGAGUCAUACAGGGGGAAAGUGCUUCAGCACUAUUUGUUCUUUGCAUGUCUCAUGAUUGAGUCAUCCUUUAAUAAAAUAAAAAUGAUGGAAAGACUACGACAGGGUUUAAACAUGACACUGCUCAGAUUAUUAAAGUAGACCCCAUCAUAAAAAAACAGUACUUUGGCUAAUAACAGUAAAGUCUUAAACACUGGCCAUACAUCCUAUUACAGUACAUCCAUCCUGCAGCUAACAUCUACGUGACAUUCCAUAUCAUACAAGCUACUCUUCGGACGUUCCUUCCAUAUGGUUCCAAAGUUCUGUAGUUUUAGUUAAGGUGCUACGGAUCAGUGGACGUAGUUUGUGUUAAAACUGAAGGUAUUCUGUUACACUCCUGUAAUAUUGAAGAAAGUCGUUUUGAUGAAUGUCUUUUAAAAACCUAAGGGCACUGUUUUCUGUCUUGUUACUCAAAUACAGAGCAGUUUGCCCAUCUGAAAUGUGUCACCAUAAGAGCACGAAGCCAAAGAGCAAACAUGAUGCUACCAGCCAUUUUCUGCCUUAAACCGAGCAGUAUUCCUGGUUGUUGAGAACAUAUUUAAUUUAUGUUGCACUUAGCUGUUGGCAGUUUCCUUUUCCUCCCUCUCCCUUGGAUUAUUCUUUUUACUCCAGUGCAGUAUGUCAUCUACUCCACUUUCUAAAAUAGAAAUAGAAGAGAUUCCUUUUCUCAAAGUCUAAGUAGCUUCAGUUGUCAUUUUAAUGGACUUUUUAGAUUUACUUUACUACAGUAUAGUGCUUGUAAUCCAUUGAGUGAUUCUGGGUUUUGUUGUGCCAAUAUUGAGUUUGCAGUUUUGUCAAAAUCAGCCUUUUAACUAAUUUGAGCCUUCCUGGGGAAUCCUAAAUGCUGGGACUCAGCAGCCUUCCUCAUUUUAUUCAUCUGGCAAAUAGGUCUUUCAACUCUUGCCAGCUCCACCUACUGAAAUAUAGAUCAAGAGAGUAGGUAGGGUUGGCAGAGCUGAAAGGUCACGAGUCAGGUAAAGGCAGAUUAUAAGAAAUUAUAACUUGAUCCUGGAGCAACACAACCAGAACCACUUGGAAUGACCAUCGCCAUAAAUCAGAAAAUCUAAAAAAGCAAUUCAAAUGAAAUUAGCUCUAUUCAUUUUUUACAUGCUUCCCUUAGCGACAGCACAGGACAAAAAUAAAAGUGGGAGGAAGCUAGCAUGACUGGAGCUCACCCUACUGUAAGGGAAUGUUAACCAACUGCAAAGCAAACCAGGCUUGAGGAGUGCAUAGGAUAUCCUUCUUUAGAAUAAUGUAGAAAACAUUCAUUCUACGAAGAAUUGGAUUAUAAAACUGACCAUGAUUGCAGUUUCUAACAGGUCCGUAACUGCCAUGGUUCUUAAGAGGUUUAACAAUAAUGGGUGUUUUAGUAAUUUAAAGUGGCGUCACAAUCCCCUGUAUGUCCUAUUGUGCCAUUCCUUUGUUUAUCAGGUGUAUGAAAUGUAAAUGUGGAGGAGUAUGUUACAUGUUAAGUAUUUUGAUUACUCUUCUGUUUAUUAUCUGCACUACAUUAUUGGAAAGCCACUGGAUCCUUGUUAUCUGCACAGCGGUUUUUCCUUUUAACUGAAAUGAAUAAAAAAAAAAUAGAUUGUAUAUCGUGAACGCUCUAGUCUUAGAUCACCAAAUGUGCACUUUGAUGUGGCAGACGCCCUGCUGUGUAACCAUAACAAAAAACUGUUAACUAUCACAUGGACCUCAGUUAGAAAUGGAGCAUUGAUUUGUACUCUAGUUGAAAUAGAAGUGAAUUUCAACAAUGUAAUUUGUAACUCAGUACUUGCUGCAUAGUAUGUGUAUAUAUUGAUUGUGUUUAAGGGUGCACUGGAUUCUUUUUUUGUUCAUUUGAAACAUUAGAGAAUGUAUACUGUGUCUAUUCUGCUGCCCUGUGCUGACCUGUGUCCAUCUGAACAACGUAUUGCUCUGAUGCGGCUGCUGCUACCUCCACUGUGAGAUGUCUUCACUUGUUCCUGGAUUACAUCUAAAUGAUGGCGGCGCCAUAGCCAUUAUAAAAAAUAGCUUUGGCACCUCUAUAAAUGUUGAUUUAAUUCAAGCGUGGGUCACUCUCUUUGUUUUUUCCUGCAUGUAACAUACAUUAAAGCUGUAUACAAAAAACAAAACAAAAAUGAAACUGGACGCUAUCACUUGAAGUCUGUGGAGAAAAAACAAAAACACAGUUGGUUACCAUGACUACCGUAUCCAUCAGUUUUUUUUCCUCACUUAUGUUUUCUUCCAUGAACAAUCUAAUUUAUUUGUAUUCCUAAGUUCUUAUUGUUUUUUGUUAAUUUUAUUUUUGUUGUACUUUUUGAAAAAAAAAGGUUUAUCUGUUAACAGAAAGGUUAUACAUAUCAUUGUAUGCAUUCUUUAAGUAAGUAUUUAAUUUUAUUAUGACAAACUUGAUUUUAAUAAAUUGUUCUCGAUCACUGGC
Messenger RNA from Acipenser ruthenus (sterlet), 9557 nucleotides. Its product is annotated as centrosomal protein of 170 kDa protein B-like. The transcript is spliced from 20 exons. Gene Ontology annotation, molecular function: protein binding. The record is from RefSeq and is a predicted model, not a curated record. Bases 436 to 5457 code for a protein of 1673 amino acids. NCBI's taxonomy places the organism in Eukaryota, Metazoa, Chordata, Actinopteri, Acipenseriformes, Acipenseridae.